This is a messenger RNA of Pieris napi, 831 nucleotides long. RefSeq names its product vacuolar protein sorting-associated protein 33B-like. Lineage: Eukaryota; Metazoa; Arthropoda; Insecta; Lepidoptera; Pieridae. Bases 1 to 705 code for a protein of 234 amino acids. The record is from RefSeq and is a predicted model, not a curated record. The transcript has a single exon. Gene Ontology annotation, biological process: vesicle-mediated transport.
AUGUGUUUGUUAAGUUUAACCCAAGGUCUGUCUUAUGAUGAAUACAAUUCAUUAGUGAGUAAAUACUUAUUAGCUUUUGGAUAUAAGUUUUUGUAUGUUUUUAAUAAUUUAAUUAGUGCUGGACUGUUAGUGCAGCCAUCUAGUCCCAAAUUAUCUCUCAAUAUUAGCCAUUUAAGUAACCUAAGUGAGAGAUUACCCAAAUGGCAGACUGCAUUUCAGAAUACUGCAAAUAAACUCAAGCAACUACCACAAAAUGAAUCUGAAAAUUCUCCUGGGUAUGUCUUUAAUGGUAGUUAUAUUCCAUUAGUUGCUGCUUUGUGUAAUACUUUAUUGACAUCUGAAUCUCUUCUUGAAGUACUAAACAAACUAUCUCCAUUAAAUGAUUUAAAAGUUGGGGGUGCUGUUAUUGAUAAACAGAAAAUAGGAAUGGAGACAUUAAAUGAGAAAUUAUCGAAUUUGUCAUUAAAUAAUUUGGAACUUAGUUGUAAAGAUGCAAAGACAAUUUUGAAAAUAUUAAAAAGUGACAGUAAAAUGAAUGGAGGAAUUAAUAUAAAGCCAAGGACAGUAUUGGUGUAUAUUAUUGGUGGAGUAACAUAUGCAGAAAUUGCUGCUUGUGAGGUGGUACAAACUAUUACAAACAGUAAGAUAUUCAUUGCCAGCGAUUGUGUAUCAAGUGGUAGUGAUGUUAUGGCUGCAAAUGUUUAAGCAAUGAAUCAGUUAAAAUUAAGAUUUAAAAUUUAGAUGUACAUAUAAUUGGUAUUUAUAGAGAAAAGAACAAAUUUUUAAUUAUUUGAAAAUAUAUAUUUCCAUUAUCACAGUAGAAAAUUAUCU